CACUGGCAACUCAUAUUAAUGCUCUGAGAAGACAGCAGUCCACCUUUCUGAUAAAAACUCCCAAAGAGGAGAUGUGUAAUAAUUAUGUACAGCUUCUUGAAGCGUGUAUCGCAUCAAAAUCACUCAAACAUGGCAAAAUAAUUCAUCAGCAUCUCCUCAAAUUAAGCAAUAAUGACUUUAGUAGUACUCAAUCACUGCUACUGGAUAAGCUCACUCGCCUCUACAUUUCAUGCAACAAGCCACAACUUGCAGAACGCGUCUUCAACUCGAUACAUAUCUCAGAAAGAAAAUAUAAGACCAUAUUAUGGAACCAAAUGAUCAGAGCAUAUGCAUGGGAUGGUCCCUUUGAGAAAGCCAUUGAUUUGUACUAUGAAAUGGUGGACUCUGGUGUAAUGCCGACAAAAUUUACGUACCCUUUUGUACUAAAGGCUUGUUCUGCAUUGCAGGAUGUGGAAAAUGGUGUGAAGAUUCAUGGACACGUGAAAAGGCUCGAUCUUGGCUGUGAUGUAUAUGUGUGUACUGCGUUGGUUGAUUUUUAUAUGAAGUGUGGAUGUUUGGAGGAAGCAAUGGAGGUGUUCGACAGAAUGCUUGAGAGAGAUGUUGUCGCAUGGAACGCAAUGAUUUCUGGGUUUUCGUUACAUGGGUUGUGUUGGGAUGCAAUUAGAUUGGUGUUAGAGAUGCAACAUAUGGGGGUAAAUCCCAAUUCAUCUACUGUUGCGGCAAUUCUGCCAGCAAUUGGGGAGGCAAUUAGGUGGAGGGAAGGAAAAGCUAUACAUGGGUUUUGCUUGAGGAGGGGUUUUGAUGGUGAGGAAGUAGUUGGAACUGGACUUAUGGAUGUGUAUGGGAAAUGUGGCUGGUUGGUUUAUGCAAAGCGGAUGUUUGGUGCCUUGAGGUUCAAGAAUGAGAUCACUUGGACUGCUAUGAUUGGAGCUUUUGUCACUUGCCAUGCCACAACAGAGGGGUUAGAUUUGUUUCGAAAAAUGAGGGUGGAGGUUGCUGUUAGUCCUUCUCCUGUUAUGCUUGCAACUGUUAUUCGUGGUUGUGCUAAGCUGAAUGACCUGAAUAUAGGGAGACAGAUACAUUGUUACACAAUUAAACUGGCCUAUUAUUGCGAUUUAAUGGUGAGUAACACAAUUCUUUCAAUGUAUGCAAAGUGUGGGCCGAACAAUGAUGCUAUCAGGUUUUUUGAGGAAAUGCCAUUGAAAGAUCCAGUUUCUUACAGUGCUAUAAUUUCAGGCAGUGUUCAUAAUGGUAAUGCAGAGGAAGCUCUGCAAAUUUUUCUCAAAAUGCGAAAAGCAGGGAUAGAACCGGAAUUGGCAACCAUGAUGGGUUUCUUGCCAGCCUGCUCUCAUUUGGCAGCUCUGCAACAUGGGGUAUGUGGUCAUGGCUACUCAAUAGUGUGUGGAUUCACAGCAGAUGUCUCAAUUUGUAAUGCUCUUAUUGACAUGUAUUCUAAAUGUGGCAAGAUUGAUAUGGCUAGGCUUGUCUUUGAUAAAAUGUGUGAGAGGGAUGUAGUCUCCUGGAAUGCAAUGAUGGUUGGUUAUGGCAUUCAUGGACUUGCUAGGGAAGCAAUUUCCAUGUUCCAUAAAAUGUUGAAUGUAGGCGAAAAACCAGAUGACAUAACUUUCAUUGCUCUCCUAUCAGCUUGCAGUCAUUCAGGGCUUGUAAAUGAAGGAAAGCAUUGGUUUCUCUCCAUGACUCAAGAAUAUAAUAUUGUCCCUAGGAUGGAUCACUACUUCUGCAUGGUGGAUCUAUUGGGCCGUGCUGGUCUUUUGGACGAAGCUCGGCAUUUCAUUAGUGGAAUGCCAUUUGAACCUGAUGCUCAAAUAUGGACUGCAUUACUUGCUGCUUGUAGGAUCCACAAGAAUGUUGAACUAGCAGAAGAAGUGUCAAAUAGGAUCCAGAGCUUGGAACCUGAAGGUACUGGAAAUUUUGUCCUCUUAUUUAAUUUGUACACGACUGCUCAACGAUGGAAUGAUGCUGCGCAUGUCAGAAUCAAGCAAAAGAAUUUGGGCUUUAAGAAGAGCCCAGGAUGUAGUUGGAUCGAAGUAAAUGGGAUUGUUCAUGCUUUUGUUGGAGGAGAUGGGUCUCAUCCCGAGUCAGGUAAAAUAAACAAGAAAUUAGAGGAAUUCUUGGCAGAAAUGAAAGAAUUGGGGUAUAAACCAGAGUCUACUUUUGUGUACCAAGAUGUUGAAGAGGAGGAGAAGGAAAAGAUUCUACUUCAUCACAGUGAGAAACUUGCUGUUGCAUUUGGAAUAAUUAGCUUAAAACCCAACAGGCCUAUUAUUGUUACCAAGAAUUUGAGGGUAUGUGGUGACUGCCAUGCUGCUCUAAAAUACAUCACAAUCAUCACUAAGAGAGAAAUAACCGUUAGAGACACAAGUCGAUUUCAUCAUUUUAGGAACGGAAUAUGCAGCUGUGGAGAGUUCUGGUGAAUGCUAAAGAGGCAGAACUUGUACAACACACGAUCCUUUGUAGUGGAAUCUCUGCAUCUGGUUCUCCUCAGAUCUAUAGAAUGUAACAGCAUUGGACCUGGUAACUUUCAGCAAUAUUUUAUGUCCUAAGCGCGAAAAAUUAAUAUAAUCUGUUUCAAAAUUUUGCACGCUUUAUUUGAAUCCUUAUCCACAUGCGUUUCGAGAGGUCCAAUUGCUCCAAACCACUUCUUGCCUUUGCUACCAUAAAAGCUUCACUUCAACAGUCAAUCGUCUUGGUCAUCCAUCAAAGGUAGAUUUUGGUACAUUAUUUCCAUGUUUAGUCGACCUUAUACAGUGUUGUAAAUUAUUAUUUAUUUUUUAAUUGUAAUGCUUGAGAAAGCAAUAAAUCCCAUAAGUAGACUUUCAUGAUAGAUUCAUUUAUUGCGAUAUCUUAUGAUAGAUAAUUUUACUACGUUGUAUUUAUGUAUUUCCUUAUCCUAAA
Molecule: messenger RNA, 2916 nt
Organism: Olea europaea var. sylvestris
Lineage: Eukaryota; Viridiplantae; Streptophyta; Magnoliopsida; Lamiales; Oleaceae
Product: pentatricopeptide repeat-containing protein At3g16610-like
Exons: 1
Coding region: 72-2435 (787 amino acids)
Biological process (GO): RNA modification
Molecular function (GO): zinc ion binding; RNA binding; protein binding
Source: RefSeq, a predicted model, not a curated record